Messenger RNA from Xenopus laevis (African clawed frog), 3525 nucleotides. RefSeq names its product Sp4 transcription factor L homeolog (gene sp4.L). Gene Ontology annotation, cellular component: nucleus. Lineage: Eukaryota; Metazoa; Chordata; Amphibia; Anura; Pipidae. The transcript has 6 exons. The record is from RefSeq and is a predicted model, not a curated record. The coding region runs from base 615 to 2918 and encodes 767 amino acids.
CUCCUCCCCAUCAUGCCCUGAAUCCUCCUGUGGGGUGGGACUCAUCCUCAGCAUGACAUGUGUCUGUACCAGGGAUGUGCUGCUACCUGUGGAGCUCCAGCUGUUGCAUAACAACAAAUAUCCCUCGUGCUCCACUUCUGGGGCUGCUAGUUCGCCAACAGCUGGAGGGCAGCAGCAGAUUCUUUUUUUCUACCCUGGCUUAUUAUAAGAUUCAACUCAUUAGCCACGUUUUCCUCAUUUAGUUUACCCUGAUGCAUCAGCCAACGACACCUGCUGGGCCAUACAUUGUUAAAGCCUGAUAUGUACAGCUUUACAGAGAUGGGGGUUGUAAUAUGAUGACGUGUAUCUAACAUCCUCUACCUGGGACUUGUUAGGGUUGCCACCUGGCCAGUAAAAAUGAUGGUUUAUCCCAAUGUUAUGAAUAGGGAAAAAAAGAUAAAUAUAUAGGAAGGACGGUAUUUUUUUCCGAAAAAGGUGGCAACCCUAGACUUGCUUAAGGCCACCACUAUCAUUUUCUGUUGGUCAUGCCGUGAUCUAACCGCUGUUUGGUCACAGUAUCAGCAUCCCUGCAAUACAUUAAAUAAAUUGUGUGUAAAGAUCAGACAGAGGAGGAAAUGGCGAGCGAAGGAGGAAAAGCCAGCGAAUCUGAGAAUAAAAAAAAAGGCAAAGCAUCUGGUUCACAGGACUCACAGCCUUCUCCUCUGGCCUUGCUAGCAGCAACUUGCAGUAAAAUAGGGACAACUGGGGAAAAUCAAGGUGCAGGACAGCAGCAGAUCAUUAUAGAUCCUAGCCACGGUCUGGUUCAGCUUCAGAACCAACCCCAGCAGUUAGAACUGGUGACUACUCAGCUGGCUGGCAGUGCCUGGCAGAUUGUUGCAGCAGCUCCUCCUGUUUCAAAAGAAAACAACAUAGCUCAGCAAGGAGUUACCAUUGCUGCUAGCACAGCAGCCUUGUCUAGCGGUAACAGUGAAAAUGCAUCUCCCACAAAAAGCAAGCCUAGCAAUGCAGCCACUGCCCCAGGGCAGUUCCAAGUCAUCCAAGUGCAAACACCUGGUGGUAAUGUACAAUAUCAGGUAAUUCCUCAAAUUCAGACAGUGGAAGGGCAGCAUAUACAGAUUAGCCCUGGAAAUGCCACUGCAUUACAAGAUCUACAAGGUCAGAUUCAGUUUAUUCCUGCUGGAAACAAUCAAGCUAUUAUUACUGCUGGUAACAGAACGGCAUCUGGAAAUAUAAUUGCACAGAAUUUAGCCAAUCAGACCGUUCCAGUGCAGAUUCGUCCAGGCGUUUCUAUACCAUUACAGCUGCAAACGAUCCCUGGUGCUCCAGCUCAAGUAGUGACAACCUUGCCCAUAAACAUCGGAGGAGUGACUCUUGCUCUUCCAGUGAUAAACAGUAUGCCUGCUGGAGGAGGUUCAGCACAGAUUGUUCAACCUACUGAUGGUGGAGUUUCCAAUGGAAAUCAGCUGGUGUCCACACCCAUCACAACUUCCUCUGUCAGUACCAUGCCAGAAUCCCCCUCCUCCUCUUCUUCCUCAAACUGCACAACAACAGUGUCAACAACUUUGACUAGCAGUGAUACUCUUGUCAGCUCGGCUGAAACAAGCCAAUAUGCGAGCACAUCAGCAAGUGCUGAACAUACCACAGAAGAAUCCCCAUCUUCUGUUACAGAUGGGGAAGCCCAGAGCAGCAAUCAGCUGCCUUCAAAUGGAUUACAGACCAUGUCUGAACAGUCAAACUCUUUGCAGCAGGUGCAGAUUGUGGGUCAGCCAGUUUUACAGCAGAUCCAGAUCCAGCAGCCUCAGCAACAGAUCAUACAAGCCAUACCACAGCAGUCUUUUCAACUUCAAUCAGGACAGACAAUCCAGACACUUCAGCAACAGCAGCUACAAAAUGUUCAGCUUCAGGCUUUAAGUCCGACCCAGGUGCUGAUAAGGGCCCCAACAUUAACCCCAUCUGGGCAGAUAAGCUGGCAGACUGUUCAGGUUCAAAAUAUUCAAAGUCUUCAGAACUUACAAGUCCAAAACACUGGACUACCACAGCAGUUAACAUUAACCCCUGUGUCCACAAGCAGUGGCACAACAAUAGCACAGAUUGCACCAGUUACAAUGGCUGGUACACCUAUCACUCUCAAUGCUGCUCACUUUACAUCUGUACCUAAUCUACAGACUGUAAGUGUAGCAAACCUUGGUGCUGCAGGUGUUCAAAUGCAAGGAGUUCCAGUAACAAUUACAAGUGUUGGAGGGCAGCACCAAGGAGCAGAAGGAGUAAAAGUACAACAAGCUACCAUAGCUCCUGUAACUGUAGCAGUGGGGGGUAUUGCAAAUGCAACCAUUGGUGCAGUCAGUCCAGACCAGUUAACACAAGUGCAACUUCAGCAAUCCCAACCAUCAUCCGAUCAAGAGGUGCAGACUGGAAAGAGAUUAAGAAGAGUUGCAUGUUCUUGUCCUAAUUGUAGAGAAGGAGAGGGGAGAGGUAACAGUGAACCUGGGAAAAAGAAACAACACAUCUGCCAUAUUGAGGGUUGUGGCAAGGUUUAUGGGAAGACCUCUCACCUCCGAGCUCAUCUUCGCUGGCACACUGGUGAAAGACCUUUUGUUUGCAAUUGGAUAUUCUGUGGCAAAAGGUUUACAAGAAGUGAUGAGUUACAAAGGCACAGAAGGACUCACACAGGUGAGAAAAGAUUUGAAUGCCCUGAAUGCUCAAAAAGAUUCAUGAGGAGUGACCACCUGUCAAAACAUGUAAAAACCCAUCAGAAUAAGAAGGGAGGUGGGACUGCACUGGCAAUAGUCACUUCUGGAGAUCUGGACUCAUCCGUCACCGGUGUUCUGGGUUCACCAAGAAUCGUAACAGUUGCAGCUAUAUCCCAAGAUUCAAAUCCAGCAACUCCAAAUGUUUCAACAAACAUUGACGAAUUCUGAAAGGUUCCAACAGACUGAGUCUGCUGUAUGUAAUGAACAGUGGUGUAAGAUGUUCUUCAGAGUGGAUUCCUGGGUAGAAAUAAUGUUCUAACCUUUUUUUCUUAUUCCAUAAUCAGGUUAACAUGAAGAUUUAAAAAGCUGUGAACUAAAUACCCUUUUCCUGGCCAUGGGCAAUAUACAUAAAACGUAUACAUUGAACAUGUAUCUCCCACUAAGAAUUUCUUGAUUUUUUUGAUCAUCCUGGAGACAAAAAUACAAUUUAGACAGUCCAUGUCGAAUCAUACAAAUGUUCAAACAAAGUCCUUCUUUGUAGAAAGGCCUUAACAUAUUAUAUAGUUUGUAGAAAAUAAUCUACAAACGUCAUGGCAAAUAACUUUUAUAUGGAGACACGUUAUUUUAAUUUAACAUUUGGAUAGUAUAAGGAAAUUAUUUGUAAAGAUUUAAGUGUCGGUAAUAUGCAAAUGGCAUAUAAUUUCAUACACCAGUAAGAUUAUAUUUACAGUGAGCCCUAUUACUACUUAUGCAUUUAAAACAAUGUAAAUAUGAAUAUAUACAUAUAGCUCUUCUCGAAAGCUUUUGCAAAUAAACCUUUGCAAAGUCUCACGCA